AACUGUGGAGACUGCACAGGUUCGAAGGCUGCUAUCUCUCCUGAGACUUCCCGAGGUUGCUUUACCUUAGGGGCGCUCAAUGUAACGCCCCAGAAAGCACUAAAUCCUUGACCUCAACUCUUCCCGCCUCCCCUCGCGCCCUCCCACCGCGUCUCUAUUCAAGACUAUUCUGGCCCAGGGUCUGCUGCUGCUUUGAGCUUGAACUCCUGCCUCCAGCCUCUUGACCACGCAGCAUGGUGGAUAAGUGUGGACGGCCGGGGUUUAGACCCCAGCCAGCCCGGAUUUCUCAUCUACAACAUGGGGAUGGAAAUAACUGUACAGGGCUUUUGUGAGAAUUUAAAUGCGUUUCUGUUUAAGGUGUUCAGAACAGUGCUUGGCACAUGUUAAAUCCUCUGCGUCAGCUGUUAUCAUUUGCAGGGUGUCACAUCACUGUGUAAGUUGUAUGAAGCCACACGCUUUGCUCAGGUCCCCGCUGUAUCUUCAGUGCCUAGAACAGUACUUGGUGAAGUGGGGGGAAAAUAGGCUACACAAAGGAAAAAUAGGGGCAUGUAUAAGAGAUUUUAGUUAUCAUUUAACUGCUGACUAAUUAAAAUGGUACUCAGUAAAAUGUUAUUCUAAUAAAAGUGUCUUUCCACCCACUUCCUGCAAACAUCUAAUGAUACUUGGAGAAAUUGCUGCCCUUUGUACAUCAUUAUGUUGCUGGUAGCAUUGUGAAUUGAUAGUCUUUUCUGUAAUGUAUGUGACAACUCAUAGCAAGAUAGAAUUUGCCACUCUCCUUUGGCCUCAAUACCGUAAAGGCCUUGGGACAUGCUUGAAGAAAAUAAUUUGAAAGGAAAAAAGUAGUAUGUUCAUGAAGAUGUGCCUCCCACCAUUAUUUAUAAUAGUAAAAAUUAGAAACAACCUAAUGUUCUACAAUAGAGAUAGAGUUAAGUAAAUAACAUACAUGUUAUGAAUGGGAAGUGGAAGUGAGUAUGAAAAAAUGGAAAUACAUUAGGAUGGAGGAAUUUGCUGUUACGUUUGUUUAAUGGUUCCUUUAAUGUCAAAAUAAUAUUGUUUUUAAAAUUAGUAAACAUUGAAAAAAAUCCACACAAAAAUACUUCUCUCAUUAAGACUUUCUUAGAGCUCUUAGCAGCAGGGUAGAAAAAAAUUAAUUGGUUUCCCAAUUUCUGUGUUCCAGGAGCUCCUAUGCAAUCCUGGUUGGUCUCUUAUUGUGAUAUUUGGCUUCGUGGGCAUGAUUUUCAGAAUAAUUGGGAAUUACACGUAUGAAUUAAUGGCUCAUAGCUUUUUUAUUCUUUUAAAGAAGGAAGUAUUCUUUGAAAGCAUGGUUUAUGUUAAGAUUAAGAGCAGUACUUUCUUGUUUCUAAUCUUAGUUGUAUUGUUCUAAGAAAUGUUUGUCUUGUUUCCACUUGUUUCUUUAAUCAUAUUUAAGGAGUAUCCAUAAGGAGAGCUUUGCCUCCUUGAAAAUUAAAGCCUAGUGGUUCUGAGCUAUUCCCAAUUCAAAUGUCUGCAAAAUUGAAACAGUCAUCAUCACUCCUUUCACACACUUCAGAAGAGCCUGACAGCAUUCUGGUAGUGAAGAUGGAAAAGACAAAGGAGGCCUGUAAUCUGGAAUCCAGCCUCCACUGGAGAAGCUACUAUUGCCCAGAGACUUUCCGCCAGCGGUUUAGGCAGUUUGGCUACCAAGAGUCACCUGGGCCCCGGGAGGCUCUGAACCGGCUCCGGGAGCUUUGCUGUCAGUGGCUGAGGCCUGAGGUGUACACCAAGAAGCAGAUCCUGGAGUUGCUGGUGCUGGAGCAGUUCCUGGCCAUCCUGCCAAAGGAGCUGCAGGCCUGGCUGCGAGAGCACCGACCAGAGAAUGGAGAGGAAGCUGUGAUUAUGUUGGAGGAGCUGGAAAAAGAGCUUGAUGGACCGACUGAGCAGCCUCAGGUAACCUGUUUCCAGAUCUCUGGACAGAAUGAGGACAUGCUUGCAGAGAAGCUAGCACCUUGGGAAAUCACUACGGAGUCACCAAGUGGCCAGCUCAAGCCUGCGAAGCAGCAGCUACAGUGUACAUCCAUGGAGCUUCAGUCCUCAAGACAAAAUGAUAAAGACAUCAGAACUAUAAAUGUGAAAUCAGCUUCAAGGCAAAAGACUUCUUCAGGCACAGAACUGCAUUACGAUGUUUCCAACACUGUUCAUAUGAAUACUUCUCCCAGUUUCACAUCUAGAGGAACCUGUGAACAAGAUGGCAGGUUUGAAAGAAGACAUAGAAACCCUUCUCGAAAAAAACAACACAAGUGUGAUGAAUGUGGCAAAACCUUUAGUCGGAGCACAGCUGUUAUCCUACAUCAGAGAAUCCACAGUGGAGAGAAGCCAUAUGCAUGUGAUGUGUGUGCAAAGGCUUUCAGCCGAAAUGCAGCCCUAAUUCAGCAUCGAAGAAUCCACACUGGGGAAAAACCCUACAAGUGUCCUGAAUGUGGGAAAGCCUUUAGUAAGAACUCGAAUCUUUUUAGACAUAGGAAAAGUCACACACGGGGUGGCCGGUUGGCUCAGUUGGUUAGAGUGCAGUGCUCAUAACACCGAGGUCGCUGGUUCGAUUCCCACAUGGGCCAGUGAGCUACACCCUCCACAACUAGAUUGAAAAGUGACCUGACUUGGAGCUGAUGGGUCCUGGAAAAAAACACUGUUCCCCAAAAUUCCCCCAUAAAAAAUAGAAAAAAGAAAAAGUCACACUAGAGGAAAAAGUCCCAUCAGUAUCGUGAGGGAAUCAAAGCAUUCACUCAGAACUUUUUCAACAGAGGAAGAAGACACAAAACACAAACACCUUCUUAGUAUUGAUCAGUGGUUUUAAUGGGCACCAGUUUCCUUUCAAAAGUCAUAAAAGCCACAGGAAAGAAUAUGGACUCUUAUGUCAGCAUUACUUGCCUUUCUGCUUACCAGUACAGUGUCAGUUCAGAUGUUUGAGGUGCUAAAGCUUAAUUCAGAUUUCCAUCCUUAGGGUAGCUCUUGAAAACACAUUCUCAGAUAUGUUCUAUUUCCACUGUUAACACAAAUAAUGAAAUAGUACCUUUGACCCUUGGACAACAUGACAAGAGACAUCCCAUGGCAAGAGACAUCCCUGACCCUCCUUACGGCUAUGGUUUUUAUUAGUUAAGCUUUUUAAUAUGGGAAUAAGGAGGAAUAUUAUUAGUUCUCGAAAGAAUGGGUUUUCCCAGGAAUUUGGAAUGCAGCCCUAAUUUUUUGUCCUCCUUUUUU
This is a messenger RNA of Rhinolophus ferrumequinum (greater horseshoe bat), 3234 nucleotides long. RefSeq names its product zinc finger protein 396 (gene ZNF396). The transcript is spliced from 3 exons. The record is from RefSeq and is a predicted model, not a curated record. Bases 1501 to 2556 code for a protein of 351 amino acids. Lineage: Eukaryota; Metazoa; Chordata; Mammalia; Chiroptera; Rhinolophidae.